Cuscuta europaea is the source of this 1138-nucleotide messenger RNA. Lineage: Eukaryota; Viridiplantae; Streptophyta; Magnoliopsida; Solanales; Convolvulaceae. The record is from the annotation of a GenBank genome assembly.
AAGUCUUACUAACCAACUAUCCUCAGAUCUAACCACGCCCGGCAUCUAUCAACCUCCUUGCUUUUGCCACGUGCCGUGAUUAACGGCCAAGAUUGAUUCCCUGCACGUGACGCCCCGUCGAAUUUCGCUAUAUAACCGCACAACCCCAUCCGAAAAGAAAACCCUAAAUCCCGAGCAUUAGCACACUGAAAGGUCCAGAGAAAGCAAUGGCGAAUCCAAGAGUGUUCUUCGACAUCACCAUCGGAACUGGCCAGACGGCUGUCUUCGCCGGUCGCGUCGUGAUGGAGCUCUUCAGUGACGUCACUCCAAGGACGGCCGAGAAUUUCCGCGCUCUGUGCACCGGAGAGAAAGGACUAGGGAAGUUGGGCAAGCCGCUGCACUUCAAGGGCUCCACAUUCCACCGCGUGAUUCCCGACUUCAUGUGCCAGGGUGGCGACUUCACAAAGGGAAACGGAACCGGAGGUGAGUCGAUCUACGGGGAAAAGUUUAAAGACGAAAAUUUCAUUAAGAAGCACACCGGACCCGGCAUCCUCUCUAUGGCGAAUGCGGGCCCAGACACUAACGGAUCUCAGUUCUUCAUCUGCACCGCGAAGACUGAAUGGCUCGAUGGUAAGCACGUGGUGUUUGGACAGGUCGUGGAUGGCCUUGAUGUGAUCAAGAAAGUGGAGAAAGUUGGAAAGCCAGACGGAAAAACUUCUAAGCCAGUGACGAUUACUGACUGCGGUCAACUCUAAGUUGGAUCUGUCUGGUCUGGUGCUCUUCUAUCCGUUUCCUUGCCGUCUUCGUCAUCCUGUUUUACCUUUAGUUUGUGUUUGAAUCUCUUUUCCAUCUGAUUAAUCUGCUUUCGUUUGAGCACCUUGAUGAACCCAUCUAUGAGUUAAAUAAGUUUUAAGAUUGUUAGUUGGUUGCAUUGCUUUGCGUUCCUGAUUUAUUACAUCUCACCUAAUCAAUUGGAAUCCAAGCACAAUUUGUCAAUUCCAGUACAUUAUGGCCUAUUGUUCUCCAUGGUUUUCAAUCAUUAUUGUGACAAAUUGCUUGAUUUCAUACAAAAGGUUUAAAUCUACAGAAUUGUCUUUCCCUUCUGCUUACUUGUUCAAGCGGCCUUCCUGCUUGAGAUGCUUUAAAAUCAAUGUUUCCA